AUGAGAAACUUGAUAGUGCUCAAUAGGGGCUACAUCACCCCGGAAUCCAGGACCUAUCCCGACUUGCAUGUCAUCGAUUCAGUCUAUGACUCAGUCUCCGAUGCCAUCACUUUCAUACUAUCUUCGUCGGAAAGUCAAAUGAUUGAAGCGCAGCAGUUUCAAAAGAACGGCAAUGUCUCCGUUUUGGCCAGCUUUGAGGUCACUUCCAAACUUCUCAACACCUUGCACUUCAUCGACUCUUCGCAGUUGGUGUUUGUGUUUUCCAGCGGAGAUAUUGUAACUGCAACCUAUGAUCUACACAACCCGGAGGACUACGACCACACAAUUAUUGAGAUUGUCGGGUCGAUAGAUGUCGGAAUCCAGGCGGCGCAGUGGUCAAGUGACGAGGAAACGUUGGCCGUGGUGACCAAUGAUAACAAGUUGAUCUUGUUAUCGCGGCUUUUCGAGCCCAUCUUAGAAAAGACGUUGGAUGCCGCCGAUAUCAAGAUCGCCGACUCGAAACACGUCUCCGUUGGAUGGGGUAAAAAGGAGACCCAGUUCAAAGGCAGAGGAUUCAAGGCCUUGGAGAGAGAACGAGAUGCAUUGAAACACGCAGGAUUGAAUGAUGCUGCUGCUGCUGCUGCUGAUGGUGAUGAUUUCGGAAAGUUGCGCGAUCCAACCGUGAACGAGAUUGAGAAAGGUACAAUUUCAAACGUCGACGACCAUAGCGUUAGGAUAAGCUGGAGGGGCGAUUCUGAAUUUUUCGCGGUAAACACCAUGGAGCAAGUUCUCGUUGAGGAUACUGGUGAAACGUACGAUCGGCGAGUAAUUCGCGUUUUCAAUAGAGAUGGUGAACUUGACAGUGUGAGUGAGGCCGUCGAUGGGCUAGAGCAAAAUCUUAGCUGGAAACCGCAGGGCGCUUUGAUAGCGUCCACGCAAAGACACGUUGACGACGAAGAUGGAGAAGAAGUUCUUGAUUUAGUGUUUUACGAAAGGAAUGGGCUCAGGCACGGACAGUUCAACACCAGACUCAAUGCCAAAGAGGAAAUCGUCGAAAAUGUGAUUUGGAGUUCAAACAGCGAAAUCUUGUUGAUGCAGUUGCACAACCGUGUUCAGUUGUGGACCACCAAGAACUACCAUUGGUAUUUGAAGCAAGAGCUCUUUGCGGAAAAUAUCCUUUUCACCAAGUUCCACCCGGAGAACCCCAUGAAUUUCAUGAUUGGAACUGCCCAGGGGAUCCAAGUGGUGGACCUCACGCACAAGAUUGUCACGGGGCCCACACAAUUGGGCAAUGAUUCGGGUAUGACUGUGGUGGUCGAUGGAGACACAGCAAAGAUAACGCCGCUUGCAUUGGCAGUGGUGCCUCCUCCAAUCAGUUACCGAGAAUGGGAUGUUCCGGGAAACAUAACUGACCUUGCUGUGAGCAAGUCGAAUGAGAAAUAUGCCGCCAUUACGAGUGACAACAACAUCUACUUUAGCGAGCUAUCGCUCAAGGAGAUGAAAGAAGGGCAACACCCCAAAGUUAGAGGCCAGAUACCUGCCAGCGUUUACAUCAAUGAGCCUAUUGAAGUAGCGAAACAGAUUGCAUUCAUCAAAGAUGGCUUUGUGGCUGUUCUUGUUGACGCGCCAAUGUACUCGCGUGUUACUCUAUUUGAAGUUGAUGAUAUCGCUAACCCAAGAUUGAACGAGUCGGUGGAUCUCACGCCCAAAAUCGUGCUUCUCAAGUCGAGAGCCGAUUUCGAAACUGUAAUCAUCGAAAGAGUAGACAACCGUUUGGUGGAGUUGAGCUCUACUCAGGAUAGUCGAGACGUGACAAAUUUCCCCCAAUUGUGCCGCGAGUUUGAAGUCAACUACAGGAAAGAAACGGGCGAAUUUGAGGCAUUUGGUAUUUCGCGCACGGGCAAGUUGUUCAGAAACAAUACUGCAAUUGUCAGCGGUGUGACAUCCCUCUUGAUAACGGAGUCGCAUUUGCUAUUCACCACGGUGCUAUCGAAAUUGUGCUUUUUGCACUUGAACUCAGCGCAUGAGACGUUUGAAGUGUUUGAAAACUUGACAAAUGAAAACUUGGUUGACGAAAGAGUGCGCCAAAUCGAACGGGGCUCAUUUUUGGUGAAUGCCAUGCCCACAAAGUACUCGGUGGUGUUGGAAGCCCCCAGAGGAAACAUCGAAACUAUAUGUCCAAGAAUAAUGGUUCUUUCCGCCAUCAGGAAAUUCAUCACUGCUAAAAACUACAAAGACGCAUUUAUAGCUUGUCGUACUCACAAGAUUGAUUUGGAUUUGCUACACGAUUACAACCCCGAGCUAUUUUUCAACAACAUCGAGUUGUUUGUGGACCAAAUCGCGAGAGUUGACUAUAUGGACUUGUUUGUUUCUUGUCUCCACGAGGAAGAUGUCGCGGCAACCAAAUAUAGAGAAACAUUGAAUGAUGCUGCCAUAAACGAAAGCGAGUUGAAGCAGAAUGGAGAGACGUUGCAGCCAGCAUUUAAACGGAAAUUCCACAACAAAGAACAAGCGACAUUUGGAAACUUUGCCGACCUGAAAGUGAAUAGGAUAUGCGAGACGCUAUUAUCGGUCUUGCUCAAACCUGCGUAUUUCGAUAAGUACUUGCAGACCGUGCUCACCAUUUACGCGUGCGAGAAACCGGCCAAUUUGGUCGAUGCGUUGACCAUGGUUGGCAAAUUUGAGAGCGAGGAGCAAAAAGAGACCGCCGUCACCCAUUUGUGCUUCUUGCAAGACGUCAACAAGUUGUAUAAUGCGGCCUUGGGGUUGUAUGACGUCAAGUUGACAUUAGUCAUUGCCCAGCAAUCGCAAAUGGACCCAAAGGAGUACUUGCCAUUUUUGCAAAACUUGCAUGUUCAGCCGGAAUUGAAGAAGAAAUUUUUGAUUGAUGAUUAUUUGAAGAACUAUGAAGUGGCACUCCAAUGGUUGAAUGAAAGAGGCGAGGAGGCCUAUAAGGAAUUUGACGAGUAUGUGGUGCUGCACGAUUUAUACAAGCUUGCAUUGAAAAUGUACACAUACAACAAGGAAAGAACGAGUGACAUCAUGAGCUUGUUUGCGACAUUCCUACAUGAGAAGGCCAAUUUCAGUGAGUCAGCGAUAACGUACGAGUACUUGGGUCGUUUGGACGAGGCCUUGGAAAACUAUGUGCUUGCCAAAAAAUGGCGACAGGCCUUGUCGAUUGUUGAAACGGCAGACCCCAAGAACCAGGAAAAACUAAUCGACACCGCGAACACCUUGGUUGCCACUCUUACAGCUGACCAUAGAUACAGCGAAGCUGCUGAGAUUGAGUACCAAUUUUUGAAUAAUGUGCGCGAAGCUGUCAAAUUAUACUGCAAACAAUACUGGUUCGACGAAGCCAUCUUGUUGGCUCAAAGAACCAAAAACACCGACUUGAUUGACUCCGUGGUGGAUCCUCAGAUCAGCGAAGGAUUCGGAGCAAUAGCAGAACUAUUGGCGGAUUGCAAAGGGCAGAUGAGCUCGCAAUUGCGCAGGCUACGAGAGUUGCGGAGCAAAAAGGAGCAGGACCCAUAUGCAUUCUAUGGCAACCCCGACGACUUGGAUACACCCGAUAAUGUGUCUGUUGCUGCUUCGGAAACGUCGACUGCUCCUUCGUUCUUCACUAGAUACACCGGCAAAACUGCAGGAACAGCCAAGACUGGUGCUUCGAGACGUACUUCGAAGAAUAAAAAACGGGAGGAGAGAAAGAAGGCAAAAGGGCGAAUGGGCACCAUCUACGAAGAGGAAUACUUGAUCAAAUCCGUGGGAAGACUCUUGGAGAGACUCGACACGACUGAAGCGGACGCGGUCAGACUCAUUGAAGCCUUGAUCAGAAGACGCAUGAAAGAGCAAGCCUACCAGAUCCAGAAGAACUGGUGCGAGCUCAUCGGCUUCAUCAAGGAAAACAUCGACGAGAUCCACAACAUGAGCGAAAAAGACCGCGAGAGAAUCGAUGACAAUGGCGAAGUUUACUUGAUUGAUGAAAUUCCAAAGCCUGCCGUUAGAGACUUUCCCAAAUUCAGCAUCCUAGACUAUUGA
Molecule: messenger RNA, 4014 nt
Organism: Lodderomyces beijingensis
Lineage: Eukaryota; Fungi; Ascomycota; Pichiomycetes; Serinales; Debaryomycetaceae
Source: the annotation of a GenBank genome assembly